AUGUCGACAUCAUCUAGUAGCCACCCUACCCAGGGUGAUCAUAUCCAGGAUUUGCGCACUUUGCUGCAGGAGAUGAUACUAUCAGAGUCGUCGUUUGACACCGUCACUUGGAGCCGCAAGACAACUGAAGAGUCUAUCACACUGUCAAGAUCAUCGCUCCCGCAAUCCAGAUGUUCCAGCACUCGUUCUUUCCCCAAAAAAACAGUGCCCAUUCCUCCUUCUACCCCACCUCGCAUGUCUACCCCACCCCACCCCCAGCCUCAGGCUUUGCAAACGGUCACCCAGACACCCUGCCAAGUCACAGCAGUUCUAAAACCUAGCGAUAUCCGUCCUCCACGAGCUGAUGAGGUACCUGAGGGAUUCUGGGCGAUAACAGUCGGGCAGGAAGUUGGUGUGUUCUACCGCUGGGCUGACGUCGCUGAACGAACAAAUUUCGUCAGUGGUAAUGUUCAGAAAGGGUACCCAUCAUUUCAGCAAGCAUUGACUGCAUACACGGUCAAAUAUGACGAAGGCAGAGUCCGGGCAGUUCCACUGCCAGGUGGUCCUUUCUGGCCAUCCCCUCCAGAGUCCUCACCCAACAUUCCUUCACCUGUAGACUCAUCUGCGAGUUCAGACUCGCAUGAUCUGUGGUCGCAGCUUGAGGACUUGACGGAGACAAUGAGCCAACUCUAA
This is a messenger RNA of Suillus plorans, 672 nucleotides long. RefSeq lists its product as uncharacterized. The coding region runs from base 1 to 672 and encodes 223 amino acids. NCBI's taxonomy places the organism in Eukaryota, Fungi, Basidiomycota, Agaricomycetes, Boletales, Suillaceae. The record is from RefSeq and is a predicted model, not a curated record. The transcript is spliced from 3 exons.